AUGCCAUUACCAAAGAAUAAGAAGGCAAAAAAUAUCAAGGCUCCACACAUACCAUUUUCUACAGAAACACCACAUAAACCAAUUCUCUUAAAAGAGACUGCAGUGAGUUUGUCAUCAAGAAUAGUGCCAGGAUUGAAAACCCUUAUGGGUAAUCUUGAACUCAAGUAUCCAGAUGUUGCUCAAGAAAUAAAAUACCAUUUGUGUGAACAAGCAAAGUUAGUGAGUUUAUCAGAAGGAUUAGUCAAAUGGCUACAUACAGCUCUCACAAGUUCUCUGGACACAUUUGACAUGGCAGUGAAUGUGCCUUUGAAUGAUGCUUGUGAGCAAGAUCAGAAAUUACAGUUUAUCUUUCAUAGUACUCUCGUUGACUUAAACAAUCAGACCAUUGAAAGACAUGCUUCAGAACGAAAAUUUCUAGUUGAACAGGUGUCAACUAUUUUUGAGUAUAUUGAAUCUGUAUUUGGAUUGGUCAUGUUUUACUGUUUGUUUAUAAUCCUGAAAAAAGAAAUGACUACUUACAAAGUGGAUGCACUGGCUAUUGCAAAGAUGACACAUAGAGAAUUUGCAAUUAUUGAGGCAUCUGGUGGUCUUUCCAUGCAGGAUCGUCAACACACAUUAGAUGAUACUGAAAAGACUUUACUGGAAGGAGCAGAAAUGCUCCAAGGCACAUUACAACAGUACCUUGAUGCAUCCAUUGAAAUAGCCAGGAAAUUGAAAUUCUAUACUAUACAAAUUAUUGUUGAUCGAAUUGUCUUGAUUGAGAUAUCAAUGCAUACAACGCACUUCAAAGCUGUAGAAGUUCGAAGUGCACAGUGGCCAUUUUCGUGGAAUUCUGUUGGAGA
Paraglomus brasilianum is the source of this 842-nucleotide messenger RNA. The record is from the annotation of a GenBank genome assembly. Lineage: Eukaryota; Fungi; Glomeromycota; Glomeromycetes; Paraglomerales; Paraglomeraceae.